Molecule: messenger RNA, 1731 nt
Organism: Cryptococcus amylolentus CBS 6039
Lineage: Eukaryota; Fungi; Basidiomycota; Tremellomycetes; Tremellales; Cryptococcaceae
Exons: 4
Coding region: 177-1502 (441 amino acids)
Biological process (GO): autophagosome assembly
Cellular component (GO): autophagosome membrane
Source: RefSeq, a predicted model, not a curated record
CUCUUUUGUACAACAUCUCACGGGGCCCUAUAUAACUUUCUCUCAUACUCCCAGCUACAUUCGCCUCUCUCAAUCAAUCCGCCACGCUUCUAGCUUCACCCUCGGCCUAAACUCGAUACCACCCGCUUCACGUCUAGAACACUUUUGGCCCGCUCCAAUCGCGGCAGCUAGACACAAUGUCCCUCGGGCAUCCAGAAUGGCAAGCCCAAAUCCGGCAACGUCUAGUCGACAACCAAGCCAACGCCGAAGGGUACCGCGAGAUCAUCCAGCAGUAUGGAAAGCUUGCCAAGUCUGCAAAAGAUCUCAAGACGCGGAAUAAGACGCUUAUGAAGACUGGAGGUGGUGGUGGUGGCGAAGCGGACGGCUCGAAUCCAUUGUUAAAGUACCUGGACCAAGAACUUACAUCGCUCCGGUCUGAGAUAUCAGAGCUGUACCGGUCGCAGGCUGCCACCCAAAACAAGCAGUUGGCCUCGGCGGAGCUUUUGCGGGAACGAGAUGAAGAGGUCAUGAACUUGCGAGAUGAGAUGCGGAAUCUGCGAGAUGCAAGGGACCGGUUACAACGGAAAGAUGAAGAGUGGGAGCAGCGAUGGAAGGCCCGAGAGGUUGAUAUGGUGACCCUAUCUGACGAAGUCAUGUCUCUCAACCUCGAAAUCUCUGGCUUAUCCAAGCGCGAGAAAGCACUCAUGGCCGAUAACGCCAACCUCCUCCAGCGCUGGAUCGACAAGAUGAACUCGCAAGCCGACAUGAUGAACGAAAACUUUGAGCGGGAAAAGGGCGGGCUCGCUUUUGCAGAGUUGAAAGAUGAUGGGCAGGAGGGAGAUGCGUUCGAGUUUGUGAGCGCUGCGGGGAGUGAGACGGGGGAUGAUGAGACGACGCCUAGGAAGGAAAAGCCAAAGCCGAAGACUUCACGCCCGGCUUCCGCGACUUCCACUACUUCUUCUCGGGCGCCACCGCCCAAGGCAAAAGUUCCUGCUGCGCCAGCUGCCAAACCAUCUACCACCCGCACAUCCCUCGCGCCUACUGCUCCUCGCACUGCCCCGCGUGCAUCCUCCACCUCCAAACCUCCCCUACCCUCCGUACCCGCCGAAAAACAAUCAAUCAAACGUUCUCUCACCCCCCGUUCCUCCCGCCCUUCCCUCGCGCCAUCUCCAACCCCGAGUACCGCUAGUACGGCUACCACCGCCACCCAGCGCACGGUGCGCAAGCCGUCCGGAGUGUCGGAAGUGCAGAAGAAAGAGGUGACGCCAAAGUCUACGCCAGACAAAGACAGUCCCCGCGCGCGCGUCACUUCGCAGACAUCCCAAGUCGCCCGCCGGUCUCCGUCUGCCCAUUCUCUCGGCGGUAAAUCCGUCCGGGACAAGAUUAAAGCUAUGGAAGGUAGCGGGACAUUGAAGCAGCCUUUGCCGUCACCUCCCAAGACGGGGUCUACCAGCCCGAGUAAGGGGAAGGAAAGGCAAGAGGUGCUUAGGGAUUCGCCAAAGAAGGGCGAGGGUUUCCAGUAGGGCGAGAAGAUGCUGGAAAGCAAUCUUCGGUAGAGCCAGGGGAGGCAGAGUGGGAUAUGGUCAGCGAGGGCAGCUCGCCUCCCGGGUCAAAGGUGCUCGAAGGCUCGGGGGUGCUGCUUUGAGUAUGGUGAGGUGCAAUAUAUUGGCAUGUUCGGUACAGAGGUUAAUAAAGGUUGUACAUUCGAUAACAUCAUGGAAUGUGGUCACAUGUAUAUGGAUAAAGUACUAG